Molecule: messenger RNA, 4341 nt
Organism: Suncus etruscus (white-toothed pygmy shrew)
Lineage: Eukaryota; Metazoa; Chordata; Mammalia; Eulipotyphla; Soricidae
Gene: WWP1
Product: WW domain containing E3 ubiquitin protein ligase 1
Exons: 24
Coding region: 119-2872 (917 amino acids)
Biological process (GO): ubiquitin-dependent protein catabolic process
Molecular function (GO): ubiquitin protein ligase activity; protein binding
Source: RefSeq, a predicted model, not a curated record
GGUUCGUCUCCUCACUAGACUAUGAGCUCCUUGAAAGAAGGAAUCGUGUGUUACUCAUCUUUAUAUUCCCAGUGUCUAGCACAGUUCCUGGUACAUAGUUUAAGCUGAGUUUUAGGACAUGGCCACUGCUUCACCAAGGUCUGACACUAGUAAUAACCAUAGUGGAAGGUUACAGUUAAAGGUAACUGUUUCUAGUGCCAAACUAAAGCGAAAGAAGAACUGGUUUGGAACAGCAAUCUAUACAGAAGUAGUUGUAGAUGGAGAAAUUAAGAAAACGGCAAAAUCCAGUAGUUCUUCUAACCCAAAGUGGGAUGAGCAGCUAAUUAUAAAUGUGACCCCACAGACUACAUUGGAAUUUCGAGUUUGCAGUCAUCAUACUUUAAAAUCAGAUGCUUUGUUAGGAAAGGCAACUAUAGAUUUGAAACAAGCUCUGUUGCUACACAAUAGAAAAUUGGAAAAAGUAAAAGAACAAUUAAAACUCUCCAUGGAAAAUAAGAAUGGCAUAGUGCAAACGGGUGAAUUAACAAUUGUUCUUGAUGGAUUGAUGAUUGAACAAGAAAAUCUAACAAACUGUAGCUCAUCUCCAGCCAUAGAAAUACAGCAAAAUGGUGGUGCCUUACAUGAAAAUGGAGAACCUUCAGCAAGAGGAACUACCAGGUUGACUGUUGAAGGAACUAAUGAAGUAAAUAAUCAUGUAUCUACAAGCACCUUAGUCUCAAACUCAAGUUGUUCAUACGUAGUUAAUGGAGACAGCACAUCUUCAUCUCCGUCUCAGGUUGCUGCCAGAUCUCAAAAUACACCAGCUCCAAAACCACUCUCAUCUGAGCCUACCAAUGACACUGAAUCAUCCUCAUCUGCACCAACUGACAAUACCACGGGUACUGCAGUAGCAUCUGAAGAAACUGCUUUGUCUUCAAAUUGCACUACUACUACUGCUGAAGAUCCUCCAGGUCAGGAAAUCCAAACUUCCGCCGAAAACGAUGAAUGUAUUCUUCUUAAUAGUACAGCAGUUGGUUCUGAAGCUGGAAGCCUCACGGACCCUGCCACCACUAACUCUGGAACUAGUUCUGCUUUUGAGGCCGCCAAAUUAAGACAACCAGAUGGGUCUACAGAGCCUGCUCGGCAGCACUCAGGAAAUGCCAGCACUGAAACUUUGCCCUCCGGGUGGGAGCAGAGGAAGGAUCCUCAUGGUAGAACCUAUUAUGUGGAUCACAACACUCGGACAACCACAUGGGAGAGGCCACAACCUUUGCCUCCCGGUUGGGAAAGAAGAGUCGAUGACCGUGGAAGAGUGUAUUAUGUAGAUCAUAACACUAGAACAACCACCUGGCAGCGGCCCACCAUGGAAUCAGUUCGAAAUUUUGAACAGUGGCAAUCUCAGCGGAACCAACUGCAAGGAGCUAUGCAACAGUUUAACCAACGAUACCUCUACUCGGCUUCAAUGCUAGCUGCAGAAAAUGACCCAUAUGGGCCUCUGCCACCUGGCUGGGAAAAAAGAGUGGAUUCCACGGACAGAGUAUACUUUGUAAAUCAUAACACCAAAACAACCCAGUGGGAAGACCCAAGGACUCAAGGCUUACAAAAUGAAGAGCCCCUUCCAGAAGGCUGGGAAAUUAGGUACACUCGGGAAGGUGUUAGGUACUUUGUCGAUCAUAAUACGAGAACAACAACAUUCAAAGAUCCUCGAAAUGGGAAGUCAUCUGUAACUAAAGGUGGUCCACAAAUUGCUUAUGAACGCAGCUUUAGGUGGAAACUUGCCCACUUCCGUUAUUUGUGCCAGUCUAAUGCCCUACCCAGUCAUGUAAAGAUAAAUGUGUCCCGGCAGACACUGUUUGAAGAUUCCUUCCAACAGAUUAUGGCAUUAAAACCUUAUGACUUGAGGAGGCGACUAUAUGUAAUAUUUAGAGGAGAAGAAGGACUUGAUUAUGGUGGUCUAGCAAGAGAGUGGUUUUUCUUGCUUUCACAUGAAGUUUUGAAUCCAAUGUAUUGCUUAUUUGAGUAUGCUGGCAAGAACAACUACUGUCUACAGAUAAAUCCAGCAUCAACCAUUAAUCCAGACCAUCUUUCAUACUUCUGUUUUAUUGGUCGUUUUAUUGCUAUGGCACUUUUUCAUGGGAAGUUUAUUGACACUGGUUUCUCUUUACCAUUCUAUAAGCGGAUGCUAAGUAAAAAACUCACCAUUAAGGAUUUGGAAUCUAUUGAUACUGAAUUUUAUAAUUCUCUUAUCUGGAUAAGAGACAACAACAUUGAAGAAUGUGGCUUAGAAAUGUACUUUUCUGUUGACAUGGAGAUUUUGGGGAAAGUUACUUCACAUGAUCUAAAGUUAGGAGGUUCCAAUAUCCUGGUCACUGAAGAGAACAAGGAUGAAUAUAUUGGCUUAAUGACAGAAUGGCGUUUUUCUCGAGGGGUACAAGAACAAACCAAAGCAUUCCUUGAUGGUUUUAAUGAAGUUGUUCCCCUUCAGUGGCUACAGUACUUCGAUGAAAAAGAAUUGGAGGUUAUGUUGUGUGGAAUGCAAGAGGUGGACUUGACAGACUGGCAGAGAAAUACUGCCUAUCGACAUUAUACAAGAAAUAGCAAGCAGAUCAUUUGGUUUUGGCAGUUUGUGAAAGAGACAGACAAUGAAGUAAGAAUGCGGCUUCUACAGUUUGUCACUGGAACUUGCCGUUUACCUCUAGGGGGAUUUGCUGAGCUCAUGGGAAGUAAUGGGCCUCAAAAGUUUUGCAUUGAAAAAGUUGGCAAAGAUACCUGGUUACCAAGAAGCCAUACAUGCUUUAAUCGCUUGGAUCUACCACCAUAUAAGAGUUAUGAACAACUAAAGGAAAAACUUCUUUUUGCGAUAGAAGAGACUGAGGGAUUUGGACAAGAAUGAAUGUGGCUUGACUCGAAGGAGCUCUUGCAUUUAAAUACCCAGCCAAGGAAAAUUGCACAGAUAGUGUAUAUAAACUGUCCAUUCUGUACAGUGACUUUUCUGAACCUCUCAAAGUAUAAAUGUUUUCCGUUCUUCCACAGAAAUAUGCAAAAACAUUCAUCCUUUUCUACUUUAUUUAUUGUUCCCUACAAGUGACUGAUAAGGAAAAAGAUCAUCAAAAUUAUCAAAAGAUAAUUGAAAAAGAUCAAUUUGCAAGCAAGAGACUUGAAGUAUAUUAUCUCUAUAAACAUAUGAUAGUGGCUCUAGUUUUAUAGAGCUCUGAGUAUAUUAAACAUGACCACCAUUCAUUCAAAAAUAUCUGGAUUUGCUUUAACUUCUUUCUUCUUAUCCAGGGGAAAAAGUAAAAAUUGCUCCAUACUCUUCUUUCUCCCUUUUGUAUCAUCUUCUAAGGGUAUUUAGUUGCAUGGCCAUUCAGGAAGGUAUUAAGGGCUUAGGCCAAAUCUUACUCUUGAGUAUGUUAAAAAAUGCUGCUGGCUUUUCUGGACAGGUGAUCGAACCUGUCAUUUUGUUUUAUAAACAAAAUAGCUGAAAUUUUUCCCGUUUUGCUAUUACUAACACUAAUAUGAAUGAAAUAUAAGUUAACAAGAAAGUCACAUAUUAGAUCAAGUAACAUUUACUUCAUUCUAGAAAUUGGAAAUUGAGCAGCACAGAGGUUGUUUACAUGUUACUUUGGGGUGCUGGUUAGGAAUUUGUGAAAUUAAAAAUAAGGCACGUCUGUACUUUUAUUUUCAAAAAUGAUGGUCAGUUCAUAAUAAAUGGAUGUAAUCUGAUUCUUAGGAAUAUAAAGUCCAGUGUCCCACUUUUGCAUUCAAAGUUUUAUAAAAUCAUCUGGAGUUACAUAAGCAUUAGAACAUUCAGAUGAAUCUAAUGAUUUUCUAUUUGUUUUGAGAAUGAUUACUCUUAAAUUCACGAAAAUUCUGUGUAUCUCAAAUGACUGGUUCAUCUCCCCCCAUAGCCCUUUCUGUCCUAAGUAAACAAUACUUUAAUUGCUACCAUCAAACCUGAUAUGAAUGAUAUUAAUGCUAUUUUAGCAAACUGGGCUUCCUUAAUACAAAACUUACAUUUCAUUUUUGAUCAUUAUUUUAAUAUGCAAUAUAAUUUUAUUAACUUAAAAAUUAUAAUCAUGGAGUUAACAUCUCGGAAUGUUAUCUGUAACAUAUUCACUGGUUAGUACAUAAAAUCCUGGUAAGAAGUUUCCUUUCUUUGACUAGUUUAUUGUCCAUUUUUCCCUAAAAUAUUUAGUUUACUAUAAAUAAAAUUUAUAGUAAUGAAGAUACAAAGGUGCAAUAAUGACAGUAGUCCACGUGGUUGAAUAGAUUCCUUCCCAAAUCCGAAUCACUGUUUAUUUUUAAACUUACCUGUAGUUUUUUUAAAUAUGACAUAUAUGCAAUAAAUAGGCUAUUAAUAAG